This is a messenger RNA of Belonocnema kinseyi, 3027 nucleotides long. It is a transcript of the gene Hex-A, whose product is annotated as hexokinase type 2. The record is from RefSeq and is a predicted model, not a curated record. Lineage: Eukaryota; Metazoa; Arthropoda; Insecta; Hymenoptera; Cynipidae. Bases 219 to 1589 code for a protein of 456 amino acids. Gene Ontology annotation, cellular component: mitochondrion; cytosol. The transcript is spliced from 7 exons. Gene Ontology annotation, biological process: glucose 6-phosphate metabolic process; intracellular glucose homeostasis; glycolytic process. Gene Ontology annotation, molecular function: ATP binding; D-glucose binding; fructokinase activity.
UGUCAUGGAGGUGCGCGUGGUGAAGGCGCCUCCACGGCCUCCACUUUAGUCGAGAUAUAAAACUGGAUUGGUACGCACGCGAUAGCGCAGAGAGACGCCGCGCUUCCUAGAAAAUAUUCGCACAUUUCAUCAGUUUUUUGCAGAAAACAGUUUUCCCUCUGAAGCCUUAAGCUUGUGUGCUUUCGUGAAGUGUGACACUGGUUUUGGGAGAAAGGAAGAUGAAGAUGUCACCGACCGUGUGCACCAGUGACUUGAUUAAACCGGAGAUACGGGAGACCUGUAAAGAGUUGAUAUUGUCUGAAGAUCAAAUGCGAAAGAUUAUGGAGAGACUGACUGAUGACAUCAAUAAAGGCUUGUCAAAGUCUCGUCACGAUGAGGCAGUAGUAAAAUGUUACACGACUUACGUUCAAGACCUGCCCAAUGGCACAGAGAAAGGUAACUUUUUGGCCCUGGAUCUGGGAGGAACGAAUUUUCGAGUACUCUUGAUUACAUUAGACGGACAAAAUUUCGAUAUGAAGAGUAAAAUCUACGCAAUACCACAAAGCCUAAUGCUGGGAACUGGUACUCAGCUGUUUGAUCAUAUCGCCCAGUGUCUGGCACUUUUCGUUAAGGAUCUGAACCUACAAACUGAGGUUUUGCCUCUUGGUUUCACCUUUAGUUUUCCAUUGGUACAAGAAGGUCUCACAGAAGGCAGACUUGUCAGGUGGACAAAGGGGUUCAACUGCAGUGGUGUUGUUGAUGAAGAUGUCGUUUCUCUACUUGAAGCGGCUAUUGCUAGGAGAAACGACGUCAAGAUCGACGUAUGUGCCAUUCUGAACGACACCACGGGUACCUUAAUGUCAUGUGCCUGGAAAAACAAAAAUUGUCGCAUCGGUCUCAUUCUUGGAACAGGUAGCAAUGCUUGCUACGUUGAAAAAACAGAAAAUGCAGAGCGAGCUAUACCAGGAAAGUAUGUAGCAGAAAAACCUCAUAUGCUGAUAAACAUGGAAUGGGGUGCUUUUGGUGAAAGAGAUACUCUCGAUUUUGUCAUCACAGAAUUUGACAAAGAUAUCGACGACAACUCUAUACAUCCGGGAAAACAGAUUUUUGAAAAGAUGAUCUCUGGUAUGUACAUGGGCGAGUUAGUUAGACUAGUACUAGAAAAACUCGUCAACAGUGGCCUCUUAUUCGGUGGAAAAUGCCCCAGUGAACUCAGAAAACGAGGAAAGUUCUUUACCAAAUACGUCUCGGAAAUUGAGAACGACCCCAAAGGAAAGUAUACAAAUUGUCGAGAGGUUUUAGCAGAAAUAGGAAUUAGGAAUGUGACCGAUCAAGACUGUGAGAAUGUGAGAUACGUUUGUUCGGUAGUAUCAAGGAGAGCAGCACAUCUGGCCAGUGCAGGAAUAGCUGCAGUUCUGAACAAAAUGGGAGAAGACAAUGUUACCGUCGGCGUUGAUGGUUCUGUCUACAGAUUUCAUCCUCACUUUCACGAUCUCAUGACUGAGAAGAUUGGCCAAUUACAAAAUCAUAAGUUCGACCUGAUGCUUUCAGAAGAUGGUAGCGGUCGUGGUGCAGCGCUGGUCGCUGCAGUAGCAUCGCAAAAGCGGUGAAGAUAACGUCGGAGCCAUAUUAUCGAAUUUAGAAUACAAUUAUAUGUAUAAUUAAUGACAAAUUGAAACACUGUUGUACAUAUAUAGCACAAAGCGUAGCCGAUGAGGGCUAGUCCUAAAACUAUUAGAUGAUUGUAAAUUAUAUUUCCUAUACACGACCUCGAUAUUUAGAAAAUUCAAUUUGCUGCAUUCGAUUCGGUUAGCGAGCUUUGAUCGAAAGUCGCGUUCGGAAUCUGAAGGGCUCGAUCAAAAUUAACUUUGUGCAUGUUUCGCGUUCUCUAAUAUAUUUUGAUACAAAUCGUCGCUGUAAUUAAAAUACGCAACCUCGCACUGUCGUUCAAAAUAAUUUAUUGUAAAGGAAUUAAGAGUCAACGAAACUUUCACGCGCGAGAUUCUCUGUUACUAAUUUUGGCAAAAUCUACUGCCAACGAGCACUACAAACACGACAAAUUGAUACCCGGAUGCAAGGGUUUUCUGAGCAGUAUAAUUGCUUGAUAUUUUUUUGUAAAUUAUAAAUAUAAUAGCGCGCUAUUAAUCAAUUUUAUUUAUGAAAAACGGUAUAUAGUAAAAACGAAUCGAGGAAAGAAACCAACGUUGAAAAAUAUGUUGUCUACUUGUACAGCUAAAUCAGAUCCCUAUACGAGACGAUUUAUAAAUGAUCUUUUAUCGUCAUUGAAAGUCUUAUCAUUGUCACGAAAAUACUGUGUGUCCAUUCGACAUGAAAAAUUGUUACUUUUAUAGGAGUUACUCGAGUCGAAUAUACCAACAUAGGCCUGAGCAAAAUAGUCGUAAAUGCGAAGCCUGGAAUACGGAAAUUAGAUAGUGGAGUUUCUUUUCUGGGUGUGCGAUUAUUCACCGGAUCGAUGAUUAAGUUUGACUUAAUUUCAAGGCACAAUUCCACUCGAUUGGAGAUUAACGUGUGUACAUAGAGGAAUGAGUGGAUGAUGUUUGAUCGUCGUUUAGUAUCGGCAUGAUAAUGUCAGAAACGACAAGUCGAACUCAUCAGUUUGAAUGAAAAGCCGCGUGAGUGCAGAUGAGAGAAAGGUCACCUUAUGCACUUGGAAGGUCUUUCGUAGACGAUAUAAAAUGGAAAACAAAAACAAAAAAAUUAUCCGAAGGUUUAUUCAAUUUCCUACUCUAUUCCCUCCUCUCAAAACCAACGAACUUUUCAUGCAUUAUCUGAAACUAAGUAUGCGAAAUAUGUAUAAAGGUGUUCCGAUAUUCGAGUAUAUUAAUAUGGAUGAAGCUAUCCAAUAAAAAUAUUCUAAAUUGUAAAGAAGACUAUCAUAAUUUGGAAAAAUUACACCUGGCUUAAAAGAAAUCAAAUGAUGUGCUUGUUCCAAACCAGACUGAAACAAACCCAAGGAAACCUAAGUUUUUAAUGAAUCGGAACAUCUGAUAAGUAAGAAACACAAAGCUUUUCCAACGUGACUGUAAA